Messenger RNA from Eleginops maclovinus (Patagonian blennie), 1061 nucleotides. RefSeq names its product cysteine-rich venom protein pseudecin. Gene Ontology annotation, cellular component: extracellular region. Lineage: Eukaryota; Metazoa; Chordata; Actinopteri; Perciformes; Eleginopidae. The coding region runs from base 95 to 649 and encodes 184 amino acids. The record is from RefSeq and is a predicted model, not a curated record. The transcript has 6 exons.
UGCAGACAUUUGCCCAGACAACACAGCAGUUCAGGCUGAGAUCGUUAACUAUCACAAUCAAUUAAGGAGAGCAGUUGAGCCUACUGCUUCUGACAUGCUGCAAAUGAGCUAUGAUGACCAGGUAGCAGCCAGUGCUCAGGCAUGGGUUGACCAAUGUGAUCUGGCUCAUGGAGCACCCAGCACCCGCAUGAUUAAUGGAUAUGAAUUAGGUGAGAAUCUGUACUAUGCUUCCAAACCUUACCCGUGGACUGACGUCAUCAAAGCCUGGCAUUCUGAAGUUUCACGCUACCUGUAUCCACAUGGCUCCACCAACGGCAAAACUGUUGGUCACUACACACAGGUGGUGUGGAGCAGCUCCUACAAAAUUGGCUGUGGCGUGAAAUUGUGCCGCAACAGCAUCUAUUUCUAUGCUUGCCAUUAUUACCGAGCAGGAAACUUCAGGACUUGGUCACCUUAUAAAGAGGGACCCACGUGUGAUUCCUGUCCCAAUGACUGUGUAGACAAACUCUGCACCAACCCAUGCCCUUUCAUCAACAAAUACAUCAACUGUCCAACCUUGAAAAAAUUGUUUGGAUGCACCAAUGUGUUGGUGAAAGCCUGGUGUCCAGCUGCAUGCGAAUGUACCACUGAAAUCAUUCCAAUCGCCUAAAGAUCAGCCCUUGAAUCUGCAGUCCUCAAAAUGUUCAGAUCAAUUACAUCUUUAUUGAUUAUCUGUCUACAAAGCAUUCUACUUUACGUAUAAUCCAUUCAAGCUUAUGAUGAUAUAUUAAUGACACAAGAAAAAAUAUAGUUUGCUCUGAUUGCAUUAAGUUUGAGAUUGUUUUAGGAGGGGUUUAAAAUAUAACGCCUACAGAUUCUUUAUCAGAAGUAUCCAAACUAUUCUUUUGUUGUAUUUUAAUUAACCUCCACAACCUUGAAGUUUGUCAUAUCUUGUACUUUGGUGUUAACAUUAAAAUUUGCAAAAAUGUGUCAGCUCAAGCAGAAAAUAUAAUUUAACUAUUAAUCCACCCAAGCUCAAGAUAAUAUGUAUCAAGAAUAUGAAUCAUACAAAUAAUCAUACA